CUGUUUUUAUCCUGUUCCUAUAGAAGGAAUUUUCUAUUUUCGGUCUGUAUGGUAGCUGUUUUUGCUCAUUCUUCUUUAAUUUAUUCUAUUUUCCAGCGUUUUACUUACGCUUGUAAUUUCAGUUGAUUGACACCCACAAAACCAAAAUCCGUAGCUUUCUGAGCCGCCCUGUAACGUAUAAGUAGAUCACUGUAUACUAAGCAGCUUGCGUCACUUUAUACUCAGUAGCUCGUGUAAUUACACUUGGAGCAAUAUUAAAAAAAUACUCAGUAGCUCGUGUAAUUACACUUGGAGCAAUAUGAAAAAAAUACCCUUUUCACUUUCCAAGUAUCUUUUUUCAUUAUUAUUUAGAUACAUAUUUGUUAGGGAUGUGAUAUAAGUAUUAGGGGAAGAUUAAGGGUCUCUUUGACAGCAUUGGCUAUGCAAAGCCUUGUGAAGUUUGUUUGCCGCAUUCUCUGGACGGGCUUUUUUAAAAAGCUUUUGAAAAGCUCUGCUGCAAAGUGAUUACUUGGCUUUCUUCUAGCAGAAACUGAGUUGUAGUCAGAGGAACCCUUAAGAUUAAAGGAGCACCCUAACAGUAUUGGGAUUGGGAUUGGGAUUGGAAUUAACCUAGUCAAUUUCAGGGGAUGUUCUUGAACUGUUAAGACGCUUAAGCUCAUGAUUUGAUUUGGCUCAUCAAGGAAACUUUAGUCAUCAGACUAGUUUGGCUCUACAGGUGAUGGAUGGGCCUAUACCUGAACAGAUAUUGUUGAGCCAGUGUAUGUAACAUUUGAUUGCUUGGUGAUAUGUUGUUGGUUCUCCACGGGCUUAGUUUUUAAUGAAAUACGUGAUGCUAGAGAAGAAAAAUCCAGUAGUUUGGAUCCUCAAAACUCAUUCUCAUUGUUUGUGGCCCAGCAUAUUCAUUUGAUGCUAUAAAGUUUGCUACCUUGUUAGAAGGUGGUAAAACUCUAAUAAAAAGAAAGGCACGCCAUAUAUAUUAGAUUUCAAAAGAGCUGUACCUUUGGAAGAUGGAGUUCACAGUAAAAUCAAAUGAAGGAUGUAAGGAAGAUGAAACUUCGUCCAGUACAGCAGCCGAAAGACCAAUUAUUCCUGCAUUUACUCCAAGCCAAAAGGCAUUGCAACCAAUUGAAAGUCCAGGAACUGAAGAAAUCACACUUGUUCGACAUAGUGUAAACCGACCAAAUAUUUCAGUUCAAAUACCUUCUAGAAGUUCGGACGAUUCCAAUCUUAGUCCUGCAAAAGUAAAUUUACCAACUACUCCAGGUUCUUCAAAGGGAAACAAGGCCUCGAUUCGAUCACUUAUACCACGGCCAAGCUUCAAGAGCAGGGUACCUCCCGCAGAGAGUGAAAAAGCUGUUCUUCUCACCCCAGGGGUAUCAUCAAAAUCGCUACUAUCUCAUGGUGGAGAUCAGACACCUUGUGCUCUGAGAUCAUUUUCACUUACAAAAGUACUUGCACCAUUGGCUGCAAAAAGGACAUCAUCUCUGCCUGUUACUCCUAUUGCAGAUUUGACUCAGACUUCCUCUGCGUCAGUCCAUGGAGUGCAUGCUGUUCAGCCAGGUGCUUUAGCUAGAGCAGUUGACAGAGGGAAUUUUUCUCGGUCACUAUCAAUGCCCUUGAAUAAUAAUAAAACAGGAAAUUUAAGGAGAGUGGAUUCCUCAGGUGCUAUCAUCCGUGUGACACUCGUCACCCCUCGUAACACUGAAGAUGGAGCAUUUGCAAUCUCAAAGGAGGUUUCUGCAAAAGAUACUGGUUCUGAAGAUGGUGGUGAAGAUAUUCCUGAAGAGGAUGCCGUUUGCAGAAUUUGCCUUGUUGAGCUUUGUGAAGGGGGGGAGACUCUUAAAAUGGAAUGCAACUGCAAGGGGGAUCUUGCACUGGCACAUGAAGAGUGUGCAAUAAAAUGGUUUAGCAUAAAGGGAAACAAGACCUGUGAUGUCUGUAAGAAAGAAGUUCUAAAUCUACCAGUGACAUUGCUGAGAGUGCAGAGUGUUCAGGCUUCUAAUACACAAAUAACAGGUGGACCUCAUCAUGUAGAGGUGCAGCAUUACAGGAUUUGGCAGGAUGUACCCGUCCUUGUCAUGAUCAGCAUGCUGGCAUACUUCUGUUUUCUUGAACAACUUCUGGUUGGUAAAAUGGGCUCCAGUGCUCUUGCUGUGGCCUUACCAUUUGCAUGCAUAUUGGGCCUUCUUGCAUCAAUCACAGCAUCAACUAUGGUGACCAAAAGAUACAUUUGGGCAUAUGCUGCAUUUCAGUUUGCACUUGUUAUACUUUUUGCACAUCUCUUCUUUUCAGUGCUCCAUGUGGAGGCUGUUUUGGCAGUUCUACUUUCAUCCUUUGCUGGCUUUGGUAUUGCAAUGAGUGGGAAUUCAUUGUUUCUAGAAUACUUGCGAUGGCAAGUAAGGGCAAGGAGGAGACCAAGAAAUUCACAAAAUACUCGUGCAACGCAACCACCAGACCACCCCAGAGAAAAUAGAAACAACAGUGAUUCUCAACCUGUUCCACAUGAAUUAGUAAACGAACAACAAGAACAUGAUAUUGAAAGCUUGACUCCUGCAAAUAACAACACACCUGGUUCCCACAUGGCAUGAAUUGUAAGUUGUAACGUUAUUACUUCCUGCCGUCCUGUUUCCUGAUACGGGCUUGAAUAGCAGGUUUAUAUGCUAUUCCAAGGUCAGGGGGAACACAAUAAUGAUAUUUAGAUAAUUUUGAUGAGAAAAUGGAUGUUUAGAGCUUCGUCCUAAAUUUUAUGUAAGCUUGAAUAUGUUGGUUGAUCUAUUGUUUCCUUUUGAAUGCCAGCAAGCAUACCUAGCAGGUAUAAAACUAGUAUAUCUGUAUUCUCUUCUUUUCAGAUUCCCUACUUGAAUCAACCUUGGGGGAGACUGAAGGAUGGAUGUAAAUUAGUUGGUUUGAACAAAAUGCUUGUCGUUGUUCUAAAUUGAGGAGCCAUAAAUAGUUUUCUCUCAUUUAAAUUGGCCAGUGUCAGUAGCAGCUCAAAUCAGCGAUUUCCUACCUUGGAAUGAUCAAGGUUAUAUGAGAACUUUUGAAAGUGUAAUGAACCGCUGUAACAGUUCUCAUGGAAGAGAGACACUCGUAAUAUAAAUAUGUAUAUAAACAUGUUUUCCCAAAUAAAAUUGUUAAAGCCUCUCUCUAUUUUAACCA
Messenger RNA from Cryptomeria japonica (Japanese cedar), 3159 nucleotides. RefSeq lists its product as uncharacterized. The transcript has 10 exons. NCBI's taxonomy places the organism in Eukaryota, Viridiplantae, Streptophyta, Pinopsida, Cupressales, Cupressaceae. Gene Ontology annotation, molecular function: zinc ion binding. Bases 1008 to 2588 code for a protein of 526 amino acids. The record is from RefSeq and is a predicted model, not a curated record.